AUCGAGUAUGAGUUCAAGCAGCAUGACGGCCAGCAAAGGGGAUCUUCGCGAGAGGAUACCUCAACCUGACAAGCCAACCAAUGCAAAGUCAACCGACGAUGCACAAAACACUGUCAAAUCGCUCAACGAAGAAGAAGCCGAUAAAGACGAGACCAAGAAGCGCACUUAUGGCAGAACGCCAGAGGGUAAAGACCCAGUUCGUAUCCCUAUACUCGCCAUCGUCUUCCUUUUCUGGCGUGCCGCAUACAAUGCCGGCAUUGGAUGGCUACUCAAUAUACAGUCCAACCACAAGCGCCUCACCUCAUGGGCUCGCAAGUACAAUGUUUUCGCAGACCCAAAAUCCGGCAAGAACCCGCGUCCAUGGCUCUACAAUCAGCUAAAACGUGAAAUGGAAACAAAAAUCGCUCGCGAUUACAAAUUCGAAGAGGCCCCACUCGAGUACAACACAUGGUUGGUUUUUCGAAGAGUCGUUGAUCUGAUCCUAAUGUCCGACUUUGUCGCUUACUGCUGCUUUGCCAUCGCUUGCGGCGGCCGUCCCGAUGGUGAGAACGUUGCAAUGACUCUUGCACGCUGGGUAUGUGGCUUGGCCCUCGUCGCUUUCAACCUCUGGGUCAAGCUAGAUGCUCAUAGAGUCGUCAAAGACUACGCAUGGUACUGGGGUGACUUCUUCUACCUCAUCGAUCAAGAGCUCACCUUCGACGGCGUCUUCGAGAUGGCUCCUCAUCCCAUGUACUCUGUCGGCUACGUUGGCUUCUACGGCAUUUCGUUGAUGGCCGCCAGCUACAAGGUGCUCUUCAUCUCCAUUGUUGCGCAUGCUGCUCAAUUUGCCUUUUUGACCAUUGUUGAGAAUCCGCAUAUCGAGAAGACAUACAACCCGCCUAUGCCUAAGAAAAGAAGAGAAUCCGAGAGCGACAGAGAANCCCCCAAAAGCGCCACACCCGAUUCUGGUCACAUCAACGGAUAUCCACCCAUAGCGACAACCGAGAAGCCUUCUUCAGUUCACAACAUUCUUGGCUUCCACAACAUGGAUCUUCAUCGUAUCACUGAUAUAUCCGUCUUGCUCAUGCAAUCUUACCUGUUUAGUGUCGCCUUCCUGACUCCAUCGACUGCUCUAUGGCAGACCGCUUUCGUCGUCAAUGCAGUGGCUUGGCGGCUUUGGUAUUCGCUCGGUAUCGGCUACAUCCUUGACCGUCAGUCAAACAAGAAGAAGUGGGCUCGCCACUUCGUCAAGUAUGGUGAGAGCACUGAAGAAGCCUGGAGACAGUGGAAGGGACUCUACCAUUUGAGCAUGAGUAUGUGCACUGCGAGCUUCUUGUGUGCAGCCCUGAAGAUGUACAACCUGCCUCCUGACUGGACAUAUGGUCUAGCUCUGCUUCGUCACGUACUUGGUAUGGCUUUGAUUGCUCUCCAGAUCUGGACGAGCUUCAGCAUCUACGAAUCUCUCGGCGAGUUUGGAUGGUUCUUUGGCGACUUCUUCUUCGAUCAUGCAUCCAAGCUCACCUACGGCGGCAUCUACAGGUUCCUCAAUAACCCUGAGCGAGUGCUUGGACUAGCUGGUCUUUGGGGUGUUGCAUUGAUCACAUGGAGCAAGACAAUUUUCUUCCUCGCUCUAUUAAGCCAUCUUCUUACUCUGGUCUUCAUCCAAUUUGUCGAGCGUCCGCAUAUGGAGAAGCUUUAUGGCCAAUCUCUGCGCCAGGACUCUGGACUAUCCAAGAGUCUCAGGCGUUCUUUACCCUCACCACUCAAACACUGGCAGGGUAGUGUCGACAGAGUGCUCGAAGACUCAAUGGACUUCCUCGAGGAAUUUAUUGAUUCAGCAAGACCCAAGCUCGCUUCUAGCAUGGAUACCUUCGUCAGAGAUACACGCACCCUCUUCAAGAACUACCCAGCUCGCAUCAGUAUAACACGUCUCGCACCCGAUCUUGCUGGCUUCGACCCUAAGGACUAUUCUCUCGAGAUCGAAGGCACUCCAGCCUCUGGAGUAUCUGAGUUCGAACGCUAUAGUGGGCGUGAGGGAGAGAUUGGCCAGGUUCCGCAACAGCGUGUUGAUCAGUACAAGACUCUUACGUUCGAAUACGGCGCCCCCAUCAAAGUCCGUUGGCAAGCUCCUGCAAACCAUCGCAAAAACGAUUGGAUCGGUCUGUACAUGGUUGCGGACAAUUCGUCGCGUGAUGUCACUCGUAUCGGAUCUCAAGGUCGUUGGACUGCCACCACCAAGGGUGUCUACGACUCUGUAACUGCCGAGACCGGCAUCCUCGUUUCUUCCCACCAGACCACCAAGGACGACAAGCAGUAUGCAACUGGCGAGAUGGAAUUCUCAGGCGAUAAACUGUGGUGGACCCACGGCGUCUUCGAGUUCCGCUACCACCACGAUGGAAAGCACAAUGUAAUGGCCACCUCUCUACCCUUCGAAAUUCGCAUCAGCAGAUUUGACGAAGACGAUGUUCAGUUUGAUAACAUCAACCUGGCACGUUCGGCCGUCGAGCAAGCUUUACUCCCUGUUGUACAAAACUGCUUCGAUCGCGACCCGGAGGUUGCGCCACGUACCGUUGACGACACGUUUGGCGAUGGACUGGAAAGAGAAGGCAGAUAUGCUAGACGUGUCGUCUUUGCUAUUCAUCAGAUGUUUGGUAUCGAAUUCGCUCCCGAAGUCGUCCUGGCUGACGGCAGUGUACAAAACCUGGCUUGGAGAAUCUGCAAUGCAAAGAAAGUGCUCGUAAGUGACAUUCUUCAUGCAACCAUAGUGACAACACUGACUUUUUCAUGCAGGNCGCCUUACAGCAUGACGCCUAGCCGUGGUCGUGUAACGCCCGCAGAAAUGAAGGCU
Molecule: messenger RNA, 2827 nt
Organism: Aureobasidium vineae
Lineage: Eukaryota; Fungi; Ascomycota; Dothideomycetes; Dothideales; Saccotheciaceae
Source: the annotation of a GenBank genome assembly